Molecule: messenger RNA, 564 nt
Organism: Staurois parvus
Lineage: Eukaryota; Metazoa; Chordata; Amphibia; Anura; Ranidae
Source: the annotation of a GenBank genome assembly
UCCAUUCCACUGAAUGUCCCACAGGUGGACUCCAUUCCACUGAAUGUCCCACAGGUGGACUCCAAUUCACUGAACGUCACACAGAUGGACUCCAAUUCACUGAAUGUCCCACAGGUGGACUCCAAUUCACUGAAUGUCCCACAGAUAGACUCCAAUCCACUGAACGUCACACAGAUGGACUCCAAUCCACUGAACGUCACACAGAUGGACUCCAAUCCACUGAACGUCACACAGGUGGACUCUAAUCCACUGAACGUCCCACAGGUGGACUCCAAUCCACUGAACGUCCCACAGGUGGACUCCAAUCCUAUGAAUGUCCCACUGGUGGACUCCAAUCCACUGAAUGUCCCACUGCUGGACUCCAAUCAACUGAACAUCUCACAGAUGGACUCCAAUCCACUGAACGUCCCACAGCUGGACUCCAAUCCACUGAAUGUCCCACAGGUGGACUCCAAUCCACUGAACGUCCCACAGGUGGACUCCAAUCCACUGAAUGUCCCACAGGUGGACUCCAAUUCACUGAAUGUCCCACAGGUGGACUCCAAUUCACUGAAUGUCCCACAG